Rhizophagus irregularis DAOM 181602=DAOM 197198 is the source of this 1806-nucleotide messenger RNA. NCBI's taxonomy places the organism in Eukaryota, Fungi, Glomeromycota, Glomeromycetes, Glomerales, Glomeraceae. The record is from RefSeq and is a predicted model, not a curated record.
AUGGAUACAGAAGAUACGCCUGUUCCACUCCAGUCUGUUCAUAACGAACUGACUAUUUUACCUUUACCUUUACCUUUAUCCUCAAAUACGUUUAAUAAUAUGUCCAACGCUCAUGAAAAUACUUUCCUUGUCUCUGUGAAAAAAUUUCACGUGAUGACAAAACGCCGAACCGGUUAUAACAAGAUUUACGAAUUUAGACGCUCAAAAAGUUUCUUUUUUGAGCUUGCUGAUCCUUUCUCAGACACCAAUAAUCUUCAUUUAUAUUUACACACCAAUGAUUAUCACAUGGAUUCUACGCCUAUUUCGUACACGUCCACGAGCUAUUUGCCUAACACAAAAUAUCAAAUUAGUAAAAUGCUCACACACUUUUUUACCUUACAAAAAGUUUUACCCCGACGUAUUCAACAAAAGUAUUUUGAUUUGAUUCGCCGGAAAUUACUGGAACGAAUUGACUUUAUCAAGUCACGUGCUUCUAAAAGAACUUUGAAGAACACCAUUACAAAAACUUUCUUCUCAUUUUCUUAUAAGCGUUAUCGCUUCCACUUUGGUAUUUACAUUCCUUGUGAACAUGCUCAUACACCUGGUUUAUUUAAUCUUUCCACCCGAUGUCAUAGCCCGAGCCCUUUCAUCAUGUCUCUAAAUAGACAUGCUUGUGGUACUCACCAAUCUGAAUUUUCGAGAAAAGAAAUCAAUCAUCAUUUGAAACCUGUGCCUGAUUCGGACCCAGGAUUUAUAAAUUCAAAAUCUUCACACGCAGAUCAUGUAUACGAUCUUUGGCAACAUCGAUGGAAAAAUGAUAUGUUUUCCAAUCGUUUAGGUAUUCGAUACAAAGUUGGCCUUGUAGCCAACAGUAGUAAUUUCAUACGCAAACAUUCAGGUGCCUACAUUUAUAGGAAACACCUUUCGGAUUUCGAACUUAACCUUAGCAACAACCCUGCAACAAAGCGUAAACAGGAAACCCGCUUCAAGAGACAUUGUAGGCGGGUCUUUAAAAAUAUUAAUCCUACAUCCCGCACUAUAAAAGAGGAUAAACUUGCUGCAGGAAGACGUUACCGCUUCCUGUUCUAUGAAUCUCAACAUAUCUAUUCACCUAUCCAUCAUUUGAAAUUCAAACGUUUUCCAAAGGAGAAAUUAUUACCUGAUCUCAAUGAUUACACAUUCAAGAUACCUCACCACGCGCUGGAAAAUUCCAGUAUUACACCUAUAGCUCGAUCACAAGCUUCGACCUCAUAUAGGCCUUCUGGUGCUAAUACAAUUCCUCAUUAUUUGAAUGCUGAAGAAAUUGCGGCUCUUGGUACUUUUUUAGAACCGCUUAGACAAACUCCUAUUUACUACGGUCAUAACCCCGUAGAUCCGUCAAAAGUGGACAAUUACGAUUCAUCCGCCGCUAACGCAAUGGGUACUACACUCAAACAUUAUUAUCGUCGAGCAUUGUCGACUCGACAAUUGACGGUCUGGACUGAAGACUAUCAUAUGUACAUGAAACAACCUUCCCCACCUCCAAUGCCUUCCAAAAAGAAACAGCGUAACAAGUGGAAGAAAUGGAUGGAUAAAUAUCAAGAUUACAAUGAUUUUAUAAGUAAACCGUACGCUCCUAGACCUUAUCAGUCAGCCGCUUACCAUAGAGAUCUCUUUGGUUCGCUUUCACAUACCUCAGAUGAUACUAAAUCAGUGGAAUAUCGACCUAACAAGAGGGAUACGGUGUCCUAUCCUUCCGCUUCGUCACAAUCACAUGACCAUAAACGACCAAGACCAGCGAAUAGUUACCUAUCUGACUCCCUAUUUUCUAGUCUUAAUUCUAAUUAA